Mus caroli (Ryukyu mouse) is the source of this 2229-nucleotide messenger RNA. It is a transcript of the gene Mindy1, whose product is annotated as MINDY lysine 48 deubiquitinase 1. The record is from RefSeq and is a predicted model, not a curated record. Gene Ontology annotation, molecular function: K48-linked deubiquitinase activity; cysteine-type carboxypeptidase activity; cysteine-type deubiquitinase activity. Gene Ontology annotation, biological process: protein K48-linked deubiquitination. Gene Ontology annotation, cellular component: cytosol; cell periphery. NCBI's taxonomy places the organism in Eukaryota, Metazoa, Chordata, Mammalia, Rodentia, Muridae.
GCGCCCCUCAACGAUGUCCCCACCUCCCGCGUAGAACCGCCAGAGUUGAGUCCUCUCCCAGUGCCGGAACCUCAUCUACCUCUUUGAGGGAAGAAGCCAGCUGCACCCAGUAUCUCCAUCCUUUCCAAGCCUGAUAACCAAUGCCCAGUCGGCCCCAUCUGGUUACAGCAAGGCAGAGGUGGAAUGAGCUGAAUCCUGUUUAUACACUCUGAGAAAAACUUAAUCUGGAGCCAGAGUAGCCUACACAGUUCUCUUUGACUUUUCUUGUUCCCUUUGCUCUGUAAUUCAGUGACCUUGUAGGCCCAGUCUCUCUUCUACACACUAGAAUAGCCAUAGGCAAGGUCUCUGAACACUUCACUCCCCUCAGCUGACUCUGUACCCACUAUGGAACAACCUCAGACUGAGAACUCAGCCCCUAGUAAGGCCACUAGUGCAGAAACUGUUGAAUCUGAAAAACAUGAGGCCCUAUCUGGACCAGAGAAGCAUCCUCAGGACAAGGACAGUGCAGAUGCUGAUGGAGCAGCUGGGGAGCCAGGAGACCAAACUUUGCCACCAGCCCAGGAUGGGGAAAACCUUGAGUGUCCUCCUCCUGAAGCUAGCUCAAGUCCUCCUGGGCCAGCUUGUGGGACGUCACCUAAAGUAGAGGCAGCAGAGGUGUGUUCCAGGCCACAGGAACUUCCCCAGUCCCCCAGGAUCCAACAGCCUGAGCUAGAUUUCUACUGUGUCAAGUGGAUCCCUUGGAAGGGAGAACGGACCCCGAUCAUCACCCAGAGCAGCAAUGGUCCCUGUCCUCUCCUAGCCAUCAUGAACAUCCUUUUUCUUCAGUGGAAGGUGAAGCUGCCCCCUCAGAAGGAAGUGAUCACAUCAGAUGAGCUCCUGACACAUCUUGGAAACUGCCUUCUGUCCAUCAAACCCCAAGAGAAGUCUGAGGGCCUUCAACUUAACUUUCAGCAGAAUGUGGACGAUGCAAUGACGGUGCUCCCUAAACUGGCCACAGGUCUGGAUGUCAAUGUGCGAUUCACGGGCGUCUCCGACUUUGAGUAUACGCCGGAGUGCAGCAUCUUUGACUUGCUGGGAAUACCUCUAUACCAUGGCUGGCUGGUGGAUCCACAGAGUCCUGAGGCUGUGAGUGCUGUUGGGAAACUGAGUUACAACCAGCUGGUAGAGAAGAUCAUCACCUGUAAACACUCUAGUGACUCCAACCUCGUGACGGAAGGCUUGAUUGCGGAGCAGUUCCUGGAGACCACUGCAGCACAGCUAACCUACCAUGGCCUGUGCGAGCUCACAGCAACUGCUAAGGAAGAUGAACUUAGUGUCUUUUUUCGAAACAACCACUUUAGCACGAUGACUAAGCACAAGAGUCACCUGUACCUACUGGUCACUGACCAAGGUUUUCUACAGGAGGAGCAGGUGGUGUGGGAGAGCUUGCAUAACGUGGAUGGUGACAGCUGUUUUUGUGACUCUGACUUCCACCUAAGUCAUUCCCUAGGCAAAAGCCAUGGAGCAGAAGGUGGGGGUGGCUCUCCAGAGAAGCAGCUGCAGGUGGACCAGGACUACCUUAUUGCCUUAUCCCUGCAGCAGCAGCAGCCACAAGGCACGUUGGGCCUCAGUGACCUGGAACUGGCCCAACAACUUCAACAAGAAGAGUAUCAGCAACAGCAAGCAGUUCAACCUGUGCGAACAAGGGCUCCUUCGCCCCAGGGGAGAGGAGCCACAUCUGGACGUGCAGCUGGAGAGCGGCGGCAGAGGUCAAAGACUGAGUCAGACUGUGUUCUGCUCUGACUCUGCCCCUACAGCCAGCUCAGGCUGUGACUUGCAGGAUCCUGCCCCACCUCAACCCCUGAGACACAGAGAAUAACCUAGAUGCACUGUUGGGGAUCAGAACAGACAGUAGGUGCCAAGGUCAGACUUGGUACCAUCUUUGCCCUUGUACUGCUAUCUUCUCCUCUCUUCCAAGGCCACAUAGGUGUGGGUGGGUGAAAAUCUCUGGUGCCCAACCCCCUUUCCUGGAAUAGUCACGUGGAUAUAUGGACCCAGGCUGCUUGCUGGUCGAGACACCUAUCUGGAAAGCAUCUCUCUUGUGUCCCUGUCGGUCUGGUUGCUCCUGGGCUACCCCACAGACCCUGCCGUGUUUGUUUUAGGGUUUGGUUUGAGUUUCUAUCUUUAUUAUUUUUAAUGCCUUCCUAGAGGUUUGGAAAUAAAACUUCUUUCCUGAGAUUUGCUUUCCUA